AAACAGGCUUCACCAUGAAUAGGAUUUUGGGACAAGAUAAGGACAUAUAUCCAUGCUGGAUGUUUCAAGUCUGUCAGCACUGAAAUGCUUUUUCAGAUUAGCACUUUAUUUAUUAUUUUCAAGUCUAGUUAUAAGCACGUCACUGUUUUACAAUAAUAGGAGAAUUUUGCUCAGCUCUUAGGAUGGGUCUCCAUCAGAGUAAUUUGUAAAGAUUUUGAACUAUUGGUAGCAAGAACAGAAAUGAGUGUAGACAGGCCUACUUUAGACAAUACUGCUACACUGCCUGUGUCCUGCUUAUGCCAUUGCUUCCAUCAUUACUGCUGCAAAUGGAGUGACAUCAGCGCAGAAAAACAGAGUGGGUUUUUUUCCUGUUACAGACAAGACCUAAGUAUUAGCCUGUCUUUCUGUACUGCCUUGUCCAAACCAGCUUUCUUAAUACCUCCAACUGGUGCCAUCCUACAACGGGAAAGGUACUACAGUCAAUAAAGUGUCAUUAGUAGGAAGCACUUAAAUCACUGUGUCAUAUAGGACUGCUUUGGACUGGUAAACAGUGUAGUUUGAAAAAUGGUACCAGUAGGGGAGCUGCAAUAAUGGGAGAUUUAUUUAAAAACCUUUAUGGGGUAUACUUAGAGCCUGGCAUACCAAGUAAUGGUAAUAAAAGUGCCUGAAGUUUACAUUGUGGAGAGGACUUGUGAAAACACAGGUUGACGUUUCAGUCGUAAAACAGACACGACAUAAACCAUUUUUUUAAUUAUGUAUUUGUAAAUGGCAAAACUGCUUUCCUUUAAGUAGGAUAAUCACUUGAGCAUGCAUCAUAACUGUUACACUCACACUUUUUAUUAUGCGAUACUCGCUAUUAUUUCUCCCAUACAUUAAUUAAUAAUAAUCCUUUUCUGGGCAUGCGUCAUAACUGAGCAUGCAUCUUAACUGUUAUGCAUCAUAUGCAACUGUUAUGAUAUGCAUCAUAAUCCUUUUCUGGGCAUGCAUCAUAACUGUUACAUGCGCACUUUUUAUUAUGCAGUACUCACUAUUAUUUCUGAUAUACAUUAGUUAAUAAUCCUUUUCUGGGGCCUAUAUUUCAGCAAUAGCAGAUCAUAUGGAGUAGAAAUUUGUCAUAGAGGCUGGCAGAAUGGGCUUGAGUCUCUUGCACAAAAAAUAUUUAGUGACAUUUCCGGUUUUUUUAAUAGAAUCAAAUUGUAUUGCUUAGCUUCAGAUAGGUUUGUGCUUAGUCUGAAAUUAUACAAAGUGUUAACCAAAAAUUUUAAAUAUUCUCCAGUGAUUCAUAGGCAGGUAAGUCUUUUUGAAAUUGUGUUAGCAGUAUUCUAACCUACAGUACACCAUUAUACUGAGCUGAAUUUUGCUUUCUGAUAUGUAUCUCUGCACCCCACUUUGCUGUAAUGUUUGCAGAUAAGGAUAAUGUGCCUCUUAUUUCAGUCAAGUUUGCACAACAGAAGUUGGAGGAGGUAUGAUUUUUGGAGGAGAUGCAGAAGUAGAAGUCUGAACUCUGGGCCCCUUUGAAGAGAAAAAUAGAGGACAUGAAGGUAUUGGGGUUUGUAUCAGUGGAGGACAGAGUAGCAAAAAACCAGAAUGUCCUCUGUGAUGGCCAUCCUAGUCACAUCCCACCAUGUCCUGAUAAUCUCUCCAAGCAUAAAACCAAUAUUUAGGAAUUAUUUUCAUGACUCAUUUUUUAAAAGACUAGCCAAGCUCAUUUUGUGAUGUGGUGUAAAAUAUUUGUUUCAAAAUAAUAAUUACCUUGAAACUGGGAUUUACAAUGGACAAAUUUUCUGAAGCACAUGUUCCCGCACAUCCAUAACUAUGUGUACACAGAGAUUCCCAGUUCCCACUCUCUCUGAAGCUGGGCAUAUCUGAUAUCUUUUAUUAGACCAACUAAAACUGUUGGAAAAAUUCUUCUUUGCAAGCUUCUUUGCAAGCUUUUGGAUACAAAAAAAAAAGCUUGCAAAGAAGAAUUUUUCCAACAGUUUUAUCUGGUCUAAUAAAAGAUCUGAGAUUUACCCAAAAAACUUUUGUCUGCCUAUGUCCUUAGACCAACACAGCUACAACCAACACCUCUGAAACAUAGGCUUCAGCUUCACUCUUUUAUACCAUUGCUAGACUUGUAGCAUCUACAAUCCAGGAUAUUUUGGUGCGAAGAGUGUUGUCCGUUCCUUAUUGCCAAACCAGACAUACUGCUCUGCAAAAGCCUUUCUCAGCAGGUCUGUCUUUCUGUCGUGUAUUAAAUCUGUGUUGCAAUGAAAUUGCAAUAAUGAGGCUUUGUAUAACUUGAAACCAAAAUACAUGGUCCAAAGGCAGAGGUCCAUUAUGCAGUCACUUCCGAUUUGAAUAUUUUUACUGUAUUAAAUCUCUGUGUAUACAAGCAACCCCUGCUUAACGCUGUUUCGCUUAGCGCUAAUUUGCUAUAAAGCUCAUUUUAAAUUGAUACCUAAUUUCACUUGGUGCUCAGCGAGUUUUGUUAUAACGCUCAUAGUCGUCAUCUUGGGUCAUUAAAAACAAUUGCAGUUGCCAUCUUGGGUCGAAAGGUACUUUAGGUUUCGCUUAACGCUCGGUUUUUCAGGAACCAAUCAAGAGCGCUAAGCAGGGGUUGCCUGCACCCCAAAGCCAGGUUAAACCUGACUCGCCUCCCAUGAGGUCCUCAGUGCCGCUUCUCAGGCUGGACAUGGGUUUGAUUUUUGAGCUGUAUUCAGGCCUAAUGCCCAUUGAGGAUCAGUUUAGUUGGUGGGAGUGCCUCACAUCUAUUAUAAAACACUUUCUUCCAAAGACUUAGUGUAUUUUUUUUACUGAAAUCGUUUAUAUACUUUUAAAAACACUACCGUUUUAUUGGAUCGGUCUUCGAGAGGUUUAAUGGCAUUGAAGUAGGUCAUCUGAAAACUGUUUGCAGAGGCAAAUAAAAGAUCGUUUGAUUUUCAGGUUCCUGGUUUCCUGUUUUAUUUCUUCCCAACUGAAGCACAGCGGGAGACAGAACGGGGUGAUUUGGAGGGGAAUAACCUGAGUUAGGGGCCUGGUGUCACAUGGGUAGGAUAGUGUCACGCUUCACUGUGCCCCACUUGCACCCAGUGCGGCUGCAGGCUCAGUGCUGCCCACAUCGUCCCCCAGGCUCAGGGGCUGCGCACAGGCCUGCAGCACUGCCCUUCAGCCAGUGGCUUGGUGGGGCAGGGGUUUCACUGAGCCACUGACAGGCAAGAAGCUUUUAAAUGCAUCCAGCCACAAGCACUUCCGGGUUGAACCUCUCCACCCCAAUUCAGGGGCAUGGGGGAAGACCCGGACUUCCGGGCAUGCGUGGUCGCGCGCUCCCGGAGGCGCCUGAGUAAUGCUAAUACUGCGCAUGCGCGUCAUUGGGCCCGGAGGACAGCAAGUGGUGCGCGCGCGGAGCUGUCAGUUUCCCCGGCAGAGCGCAGGUGGCGCAUGCGCAUGGUUCUGUCAGUUUCCCGGAGGAGCGCAGGUGGCGCAUGCGCGCGGUGCUGUCAGUCUUCCCGGUGCUCAGGUGACGCAUGCGCGUCAGCAUUCCAGGGGAGCCCAGCUGUUCCAGCUGCUGCUGGGCCAUGUACAGCGGGCAGCAGCCGAGCGCCCCGGGCGGCACGUGCAGCGCUGCGCGACCUUCGGCCCUCUGGGCCCAAGGACAGAAACGCAGGAGCGGGAAUGACUCGGGUUCCUCUGCCUCGGAUGAACGUCACGGUGGACGCUUGGACGACAGGGUAGAGAGCUUUCCAGGAUUAGACGGUUCUAGGUCCCUUUCAAGUUGUUCAGACAAGGGAAACGCAGUUGAAGAAGGCAAAACCAUGAAGACAUUGAACAAAAAGAAAUAUGGAAACUCUGUUUCAAAUGACUCUACCAAACCAGUGGAAAGGGAAACGGAUGAAGUGGUUUUGAGGAGAAGACAAAAACAGAUCAAUUUUGGGAAAAACACACUUGCGUAUGAUAGAUACAUUAAAGAAGUCCCAAAGAGCCAACGGAUACCAGGAGUUCACCCUAGGACCCCCAACAAAUUUAAGAAGUACAGCCGCAGAUCCUGGGACCAGCAGAUCAGGCUGUGGAAGAUAGCACUUCAUGCUUGGGACCCCCCUACUGAAGAAAACUGGGAUCUGCAGCCAAUUAGCACAGACCCUCCAGGCAGUUCUCAGGAACGGCACUGCAGAGACACGAAUGACCCUGAUUCCUCUGAGUUUGAAAAGCAGAACAGAAAUUCAUAUGAAAACCAAGGCGAGCAUUCAGAUUAUGGGCCUGAGAGCAGUCAUUCACCAGAUUCUUCUCCAGUAUGGAAACGCAGAAAACAGAACGAUCCCGAUUCCCCCAUGUCUGAUGGCAAAAACCCGUAUAGACAUCAAGAGAACAGCCUGGAGAGUUUUCAGCUGCCACCCAGACCUUCUCAAGGGCGGAACCGUGAAAUACAGAACGAACCUGACUUUGUAUUUGACAGAGAAGAGUGCAGAAAAUCGGAUUCGACACUGGAGAGAAGCAUUAAAGAAGAAGGACUUCCUUCAGGGACACAAAAUGAAUGUAAGUGCAGCUUGACCUCCUGCGAUCAGCAGAUCAAACCUUGGAAGACAGAUCUGGACUCCAAGGAUUCCUACAACGAAAAAGAAACAGAUUUAUGAGCAGUGUGAAAUUAUGAAGCGACACUGGGAUUUGUUCAGAUAUCAAGAUCUACUUUUAAAGAGAAGCUUCCCCUACGAUGUUUGGCUUCCAGUGUGUUUAAAUCUGAUUUACAAAAGCCAAAGAAGAUUUUUUUUUGACUCGCCUGAAGAAUUUGAAUGUUUCUUGAAAACCAUCCCACAGGAACCUGUCUGAAACCCUCUAGCUCCCACCUAUAGCUGCCAUCUGAGGCUAGAAGGUCCAGCAGCCUGGCUUGACAAAGGCAUGCCAGUUUAUGGAGCCAGUGGCACAGAAGGGCAUGAUGUAGCUAGCAUCACAUCUGGCUGAAUGACCAGGUUUUCCCAGGUCUUUGAAGGACAGGAAUAACAGGCUGCUGCUAUUAUCUCUCUCCCUCCUUCUGUGGUUGUGCUACAACUUCACUGACAUCUGAUCUGUUCACACCCCAUCAGUUAACCUUUGUGCUAAGAUGAAGUUUCUUAAAACUUAAGCGGUAUGCCUUUUUGAGACUGCCAACACAGGUAAUGAGGUAACAUGUGGGACAUUUUAAAGGCUAUUUCCAUUUGCAGUUCCUGCUAUUAUCAGCAGGAGUACCACGCUGCAGGUGGUAUGCUAAUGACCUACUGGAACAUUAGUCUCAUAUUGACUCCAGGAAAAACUACAACAUAAUAAGUAGUUGUCAACAAGUCCCAAAGCACUUAGAACUUAGUUCAGCUUUGAAUGUGUGAGAUCUGACAGCCUCCAGUUAUUACCAUUAAAGAUGUACAUUUAAGAAAUAAAUAUGAUAUAUUUUGAAGAAGUAGCACUUACCAUCUUGUUACUCUACUGUGCAUGUUUCCAUAUGUUUUAUAUAUGUUUGUAAAUGAAGGAAAAAUAAAAUUUGUAGCAUGGUGUCUUUGUUUAAAAAAAAAAAAGGAAAUAAGGACCAUGAUCUGGGCAACCUUCUCUGAUUUUUUUUAACUGUCUCUUAAUGAUAAUGAUAAUAUGGGCUGUUAUCUUUCAUUUCA
Molecule: messenger RNA, 5612 nt
Organism: Alligator sinensis (Chinese alligator)
Lineage: Eukaryota; Metazoa; Chordata; Crocodylia; Alligatoridae
Product: histone RNA hairpin-binding protein-like
Exons: 12
Coding region: 3507-4610 (367 amino acids)
Biological process (GO): mRNA 3'-end processing by stem-loop binding and cleavage; mRNA transport
Cellular component (GO): cytoplasm; histone pre-mRNA 3'end processing complex
Molecular function (GO): histone pre-mRNA stem-loop binding; mRNA binding
Source: RefSeq, a predicted model, not a curated record